This is a messenger RNA of Trichoderma atroviride IMI 206040, 1260 nucleotides long. RefSeq lists its product as uncharacterized. Gene Ontology annotation, cellular component: vacuole; membrane. The record is from RefSeq and is a predicted model, not a curated record. Gene Ontology annotation, biological process: regulation of intracellular pH. NCBI's taxonomy places the organism in Eukaryota, Fungi, Ascomycota, Sordariomycetes, Hypocreales, Hypocreaceae.
AUGCCCGAAGCAAAGUCAUUCAUUCAAAAGCCCGUGUCCAUAUCCUCUGCUGGAUAUAAUCUACGGGUCUUUUCUGCGUUUGGAAUUUUUGGCUUUGCAAACACUCUUCUGCCCCAUAUCAUCUUCUCUGGCCUUUAUCUCAUCAUACCAUUUCCUCGGCCUAUUGUAUUGGUUAUAGAGCUUCUUCCAGCUCUCGCCGUUGAACUUCUCUUUCCACAUGCCUUGUACUAUGUACCGCACUGGGCUUGGCCAGUUCUUGUUGCAAAUUGUUGGAUCUUAGCUACGAUUGUCACCAAAGCCUCGCCUCCAAAUGUCAUAGCGCCUAUUCGCACGCUAAUUGCGAUACUUGCAUCGGCAAGCGCUGCUACUGGAAGAGUUUUCUUCUCGAGUCAGCUAUCUCUUUAUGGCAAGACGGCUUUGGCUGGAUGGGGAACUGGAAUUGCAGCCGGGAGUGCAUUGCGCGACAUACUGCCGACCGUUCUAACGCUUUAUACGAAUAUGGUCUUGCGAGACUGCAUAGGCUAUGCCUACUGCCUACUUUUGGGUAUCGUGGCCUCAUACUUCCUACUCUUGCCUUCACCUCCUAUACAAUAUGAAUUAGAAAACUUGACACCCAAAGGCGAAUUCUCGUCUGAGAUGGAAACACAGAAGCUCUCACUCCUCUCUAGAGAAUUACCAUCCACAAGUAUGAGCUUUUGGGUACGCUUCCAUAGCAAUAUGCAUCUCUUGGGCAACAAACUCUUUCGGCUCUGUAUAAACCCUCUUCUCCUCGUUACCGCAGUCCAGGCCCUCGUGUCUCCGGGAACAACGCGCGCCAGCAUCAUGCUACCCAUUUUUUCACGCUAUUCAGCAUUUUCAACCGCACAUGGCCUCACAUUCCAGCUUGGGAAUCUCCUGGCUCGCUCAACCGCUCUUUUAUUCCGCACUAGGAGAACAAGACUCAUCUUUGCCUUGUUGGUCUUUUGCACUGCGGCUGCUAUUCUCAACACGGCGUUUCUUUUAACUUCAAAUGCGUAUUUCUUGUUUGGCAGCCUAUUUACCAUCGGCUGGCUGGGCGGAAUGACGUAUAUGAACAUCUUUGGAGCGGCUAUGGACUAUCUGACCCGGCAUUCGGAAAAUGAUGCAGAAUUUGCGCUUGGAAGCAUUGGGAUUGGAGAAACGGCGGGAAUUUUGAUCGGAUCUCUGGCUGGUGUCACAUUUGAUACGCAGCUCUGUGGGCUGGCGAAACGAAGUGGGCGAUGGUGUUCCGCCCUUCCGUAA